AUGGAUAUUAAGACCAAAGUUUGGAAGAAAUUGCAAGGGUGGAAGAAAAGGCUACUAUCUCAAGGUGGCAAGGAGGUUUUGAUAAAGGUAGUGGCUUUAUCAAUCCCUACAUACUCGAUGAGUUGCUUCAAACUGCUUGAGAGUUUAUGCAGGGAUUUGGAAAAUAUGAUGGCUAAGUUUUGGUGGGGCCAAAGGAAGGAAGAGAAUAAAACAAGAUGGGUGAGUUGGUUUAAGAUGUGUGCAGCCAAGUUCUAUAGUGGUUUGGGUUUUAAGAACCAACAGAGUUUCAAUGUGGCUUUAUUGGCUAAACAGGCUUGGAGAAUAAUGAAUGAGACAUCAUCUAUUCUGUACAAAGUUUACAAGUCAAAGUAUUUUCCCAACUCAGAUUUUCAGAUUAAUGCUCAAUUGGGAAAUGCACCUUCAUAUGCCUGGAGAGGAAUCUGGGAAUCCAAAGGUUUUCUACUACAAGGCUAUAAAUGGCAUGUAGGCAAUGGAAAGUCUAUAAAAAUCUGGAUAGAUCUCUGGCUGCCUAGUCAAAGACUUCUCUCUAUGGUUCAUGAUAAGGAUAGACUGCAAAGUUACCAAAUAGUUGCCCACCUCAUUGAUGAAGACACUAACUGGUGGGAUGCUAAGCUAGUAACAAGCCUUUGA
Carya illinoinensis is the source of this 651-nucleotide messenger RNA. RefSeq lists its product as uncharacterized. NCBI's taxonomy places the organism in Eukaryota, Viridiplantae, Streptophyta, Magnoliopsida, Fagales, Juglandaceae. Bases 1 to 651 code for a protein of 216 amino acids. The transcript has a single exon. The record is from RefSeq and is a predicted model, not a curated record.